GAGUAGCGGGGGGAGGAGAGGGCAUCUCGGUAUAAAUGUACCGGAGCGCGCAAAUUGUUUCGCAAAAAACUUGAGGCGGGCCCACAGGUGGAACCGCGCGCGUCACCGUGCACAGCCCCGGCACGUGAACUUCGACAGCUGUGCAGCGGAGCGCCGCUCAGCCACGGGCCCUGCCAGACCGACACGUGAACAGACAAGGACACACACGCACACACAACGUAGUUGGAGUGGUACACUUAUUUUCACACUGCUCCGAAAACUUGACGACGCUUUGGACCAAGACUUGGCCGUGGAAAGAAAUACAAAGACGCAAGGAUGCUUCGAGGAGGGAUCUGCGUUAUUCUCUCUAUGAUGCUGUUGGGUGCCUGGGCAGGGGAGUCGAACCCAGUGGAGGUGGAGCACCCCCGCAUCUCUGCGCUCCAUGCACAGCCGUGCCCCGCACACUACCGCGACUACUGCCUCAACGGGGGAUCUUGCCACUACCUCCACCAGACAGAUAAACCACACUGCAGAUGCUCGGCUGAGUUUGCGGGUCACCGCUGCGAGCUCUUCGCCCUGGAGAGGAGGAAGAGGUCGAGCUCAGAGGGGGCAGCGGCGGCAGCGGCCGCGUCGCUCUUCAUGGGCGGCAUCGCGUUAGUCGUCCUGUUCGUGGCCUACCACUGGUGCAAGAGGAAGAGGAGGAUCGAGGCUGAGACGAGGGAAGUGUUCCUCUGAAGCGCCUGGCGAAUACGAGUCACCGUCGUCAUAGUCGUCAUAGUCGUCGUCGUCACCAUCGUCGUCAUAGUCGUCGUCACCAUGGUCGUCAUAG
Molecule: messenger RNA, 808 nt
Organism: Petromyzon marinus (sea lamprey)
Lineage: Eukaryota; Metazoa; Chordata; Hyperoartia; Petromyzontiformes; Petromyzontidae
Gene: NRG4
Product: neuregulin 4
Biological process (GO): positive regulation of cell population proliferation; positive regulation of mitotic nuclear division; epidermal growth factor receptor signaling pathway
Molecular function (GO): metal ion binding; epidermal growth factor receptor binding; growth factor activity
Source: RefSeq, a predicted model, not a curated record